Molecule: messenger RNA, 4497 nt
Organism: Pomacea canaliculata
Lineage: Eukaryota; Metazoa; Mollusca; Gastropoda; Architaenioglossa; Ampullariidae
Product: zinc finger protein 251-like
Exons: 3
Coding region: 64-1677 (537 amino acids)
Biological process (GO): regulation of DNA-templated transcription
Molecular function (GO): DNA-binding transcription factor activity, RNA polymerase II-specific; RNA polymerase II cis-regulatory region sequence-specific DNA binding
Source: RefSeq, a predicted model, not a curated record
UAACUAAGAGCGGAAAACAAGAAAAUAUCUUGUAAUCGCUUAUCAGAAACACCUGGAAUUUUCAUGCCAACUUUAACAGCAAAAAAUAUGUUUUUGAUAAUUUUCAGAGCAAUGGUUUCAGUAGCAGAUACUGGUGAUAAUUUGGUCUUGAUGGGUGUUGAUGCAACAUACUGUGUGGUGGAUGAAGUUAACACAACAGCAUCUGCUCUUCAUGAUGUGUUUUUACAGGAGGCAAUCAGCUCAGCUUCAAAUGGAGAUGUCCAGGUACAACAGUAUUUUCAAGCUGAGACAUGUACCCAGAAAUCCAUCCUUUCAUCAAAUGGACCUUCUAGAAUGAAGUCAUGCAAGCAAAAAAAUUGUGUGUAUGAUUUUGAAAAUGAAGCCACAACUACUAACAGUAAAGAUGAUAAACAAAUACCAAAACAUUUGUUGGCCAUGGUUCCCAAAACUGAGCCUGUCUUUGAACCUAGUUUGCUACGAGCUGCCUUGCUAGGCUCACCAAAGAGUUUUCAAGAACCAGGAGUUCCUGGAAAACUGUUGUUUUGUAUGGGAAGUUCUAAGCCUUCAGAAUUUGAAUAUAAAAGUUUGUCUUCUCCAAAAGAUUACUUUUGUGAAGAAACAUCUAAGUCAGCAGAGAAUGGCAGCAAAGAUUUUGUUAAAUUGGAACUGUUGCCCAGUAAGCCCAAAAAGCCACGUACCAGGGAAAAACAUUAUCAGUGUGGUGUGUGCUUUAAGUGGUUUGGCUGUAAAAGUCAUGUUGUGGAACACAUGAGAACUCACACUGGAGAAAAACCCUUUCAGUGCCCUCUGUGUAAUAAAGCUUUCUCUCAGAAGUCGAACAUCUACCAGCAUAUGAACACCCACACAUUGGAGAGACCUUUUCGAUGUGAUGAUUGUGGCAAAGAUUUCAUGUACCGAGGCAGCUUAUACAAACACAAGAGGCUUCACACGGGUGAGCGGCCAUAUACAUGUGGUAUUUGCAGCAGACGUUUCACUCAUGCUUCUCAACUUUUUGAACAUAUUCGGACACACACCAAUGAGAAGCCUUUUAAAUGUAGUGUAUGUGGUCGUGCCUUUGCUCACAGUGGUACCAUGCAUCGACAUAAACGCAAUCAUUUUAAUUAUGCAAACAGCCUUAAAAAAAACGACUGUGUUGAAGCACAAGAGACUGAAAACAAUCUUAGUGACUCGGUUGCAGUUAAGAAAAACUCAUGUAGCCUAGUAGAUACGUGCCUUUCUCUUGUAAAAGAGAGAAAUGGGGUUGCUGAGAUCAAAGGUCUCAAACUAUCACUCAUAAGGUCUUCACUCAGUUCGUCUAGUACUCAUAGUAAUUGCACCACCAAGGAUAAUUUAGGUAAUGAUGCACUUGACACUUCUAUGCCUUCCAUGGGAACUGACUGUGUUGAUCAUUCUCAGUCAGCAGAAGAAAGAGUAAAAGUACGAUUCAGGUGUGAAAUUUGUGGUCAUGUUUUUAGCUAUAAACGUUCACUUCGGCGCCAUGAAAGACGGCAUGAACGAAAAAGCAUUGAAACGCUUCAUAAUAAUCUCAAAAAUAAACUUUCAAGUGAGGGUCUAAAAGAUCAUGGAAUGAUGCUUAGAACCAAGAGCAUAGAUGGGGUUGUAAAGUCAUUGCUGAUUGGUAAUUUCUCAAAAAUAAAUUCUAAUAGUGCUAAGUGAUCCAACAACAGCAGUCGUCUUAAAGAGCUUAAGGCAUAAGAACUAUGAAGAAAUCCUAAAACUUGCAUUUGUGUUCUUACAAACCAUUUUAAAUAGGAUUUUUUAAAAAACAUUUAAGUGAUAGGAUUUUCUUGUACUAAAUUCAAAUGAAAGAUGGUAAUUGGAAAAAAAGCUCAUGUCAUUAAAGUAGGUUACAAAGGAGAAAAUUUUUUUUUAAUGUGCACAGUGUGUGUGUAUAUAUAUAUAUACAAACAUAAAAUGCCAAUGAAAUAUUUUAUUAGAAUAUACAUUUAACUUUAGAUAUCACUAUUGUCAUUUGUUGAGGUACAAAUUUAUGUCAAAUUGAGCAACCGGCAACAUUUCAAACAUGGCUCUUGACCAACUGACUCAUUGCCUAUUUUCAAAGGUAAUAAAAUACCUGAUUGGUUGACUAUUUUAGCUGCUUAAGGGGAAGUCUUUUAUAAUAAAACAAUCCCCAAAGAAGCCAACAGUUUCUUUCCUUAUAUGUUCAUCUAUUUGCACACUUAGUGAUGUAUUUUGUGACGCUACCCAGAUUGCACUAUAGUGUGUGAAACACAGUGUAGCUGUGAAGAUGUUCGCUGCUGGGAAAGCGAAUCAUACAGGAGUUAACUAUACAUAUGAGUUUAUAUUCUGCCUCAUUGUGAUAUCUAUCACUGUCAUCAAUUAGCUACUGUCGUCUGUCUCUUGUGUGGGGAAAUGCGCUAUAUAAAUUCUAUUAUUAAUAUUAUCGAUACAGAUCAAACUGCUGUAAAUCUUCAAGGGGUGUGUAUAAAAGCUGAGCUGAGUUAAUGGCCAUGCAAAUUAGUUUCAUUAACAAUGAAAUUAAAAGUUUUGUCUGCCUGUUUCUUUUCAUUAUUUGCAUCUCUCCUCAGUUAAAAACCUUUGCCUAGAGUUAUGUAUGGAUGAGUUAGGUCAUUGCUGAAACAUUUAUGCGACAUUAUUUCAUGUUCUGAUCUGCAUUAGUUUCAUUAACAAUGAAAUUAAAAGUUUUGUCUGCCUGUUUCUUUUCAUUAUUUGCAUUAUGUAGUCUCUCCUCAGUUAAAAACCUUUGCCAAGAGUUAUGUAUGGAUGAGUUAGGUUAUUGCUGAAACAUUUAUGCAGCAUUAUUGCAUGUUCUGAUCUGCAUUGGUUCCCCCUAUCUUUUUAUUUAAUAGACUUUUAUAUUUACCCUUUUUUGAGUACUAUCAUAUGGCAUAUUGCUGAUCGUUUUUUGUCAGUGUACACUUUCUUCAUUCACAUGAAACAUAUCAAAAUGUGUUAUCGAUCCUUAUGUUUUUAUUAUGUUCAACCCAGAUUUAAUGUGGCAUGUAUGUUGAUAAAAAAUAAACUUCACACCUUCAUACUCUAUUACAUUGUUACAGAAGUUGGAGUUGAAAAAAAUUCAGUACAUUUUUGUAAUUGACAGCUUCUGACCAACCACUGACCCUAAAUUAUGAUUUUCUGCAGAAAUCAAGUAAAAUGAAGCUUUUUUUUUUUUUGAAAAAACAAAAGAGAUUGCUUGUUCAUUGGGUCACGAUGUCGUCUGAACAUUGAAAGUUGAAUUAAUCCAGGCCCAAAAGAUAAAAAGCAGAUCAAUCUCCAAUGACAAGAGUAGCUAUUAAAGUCAACUUAUUACCUACAGAACUAUGCAUUGUUCAAGCAAGUUCAGUCACAAAGAUGCUACUUGGCUAUAUAUUCAGAUUAAAUGGUCUUAGUUGUCAUUUUUCUUUAGUUUGUAGGUUCUUUUUAAAUAUGCAGACGUUCGGUUAAUAUGAAACAGGUAUUAUCAUGCCAUGGCAUUCAUUUAGCCAGGGCCUGGGUAGAUUCUACUUAGGUGUUAAGAUGACGUAGUCUUAUGUGGGAUGGUGGUCAUGGUGAGGCAAUAUAGCCAGGAUGAGAUGAUUUUGGUCGAAACCUUGUUGUUUCUUUACCAGAGCAUAUCAGUCAAUGGUACUUCAUUAAUGAUUAGUUGUUGCAGAAAUCAUGUUUAUAAAAAAUAAAAUUCUUGUAGCCGACUGUUUGUGCUUUAUGAUGACUUUGUGCAGAAAUCACGUUAAAAAAUAUCAAUAGUGUAUUGUAAAAAGACAAUUUUUGCGAUUUAGUUUCCCCCAUAAAUAUUCAGUUAAAGGCAACAAUGGACCUUAUUUAUGCAAGUGCCAUCUUGAAACCCGAAUGAGACCUCAUGGGCUGGCAUAGUGGCUACCAAAACUAAUGUAUCAAAUGUUCUUCGUUACUUGAUUUGGAAUGCACUUUCUCACAUUUACAAACAAGUGAAAAAAAUUCACUGGAUUGGUACUGUAUUUUUGUUUCGCUUGCAAGAUGAUAAAAUUAUGUUUGUGUGGGUGUGACUGCUUUAUAACUUUCUUUUAAUGUGCUUAUACUAAUCACACUUUUCUUAACAGUUUGAAAGAAUGAAACAAAAAAUUAACACACUUUAGUACCUAUUUUUCUUGUUCACUGUGCACUAUUAACAUGUAUUUAGAUUCUAUCACUGUCUUGAAUAAUUUACCUUACACUGCAUACUUGAGUAUUUAUUAUUCAGGGUGUAGAUUCAUAUUUCUAGUGUUUCUUUACCACCAACCUGUUUCUUGUAUCUCUUGUGACCAUUUUGCACAUCGUGUACACAUCUCUUGCAUUUGCUACCAGCCUGCAUAAUUUGUUUUGCCCAUGUAUGUUACACAGUGGUACAUCUCCCUUGAAUUUGUGUCAUCAGCCUAUAUAAUUUGCUUUGCCUCUAAUGUUUUGCAUUGGUGUACACAUCUUGUACGUUUUUAUUGUAAAAUUUGCUUUAUCCAAUGUAUAUUACACAGUGUGUACAUA